AUAUAAAUGAACACCAAACACGUGAGUGAUAGUAAUUUAUAAUACAAAUUUGCUUGCUUAAAAUUAAUUCAAUACUUACAUUUUAUACAUUAAUACUCUAUAAUAUUAUUAUAUUACGAGUUGGAUGUGAUUUUUCAAAUAAAAUGGAAGAGGAGAAUAAAACCAUAACGGUGCACAUGGAAACAUUAGAUCUACACCCACAAUGUUCACACGGUCCAACACUGUUAUUUUCUCGAGGUACAGAUGGUAAAAAAUUUUACUCUUGUGCUGCCUAUAGAGACAAGAAAAAGUGUCCCUUUUUUUUGUGGGAAGAUCAAAGUGGUGAAAAAUAUGUACAGCAAUUUGAAAGAGACCCAAUCAUUUCAAAAAUGUUAAGAUAUAAACUGCAAUCAAGGUAUGAGCUUGUCAAAGGUUUAAAACCAGAAGACCGUAUGUAUUGUGAUAAGUGUAAUCAACUAUUCCCAAAAAUUGAAAAAGUAAAUCACUUAGACCACGAAGAAAUGCUUAGAGAUAAUAUUGACGAUUACAAUUUGUCUCAUCCAUCACAGUUACUUAGACCAAUUCAAGAGACAAAAGGAGAAUCGCAAUAUUUUUUUACCGAUACCACAAUUGACGCGUUUAUAAGUAUAUUCAAGUCGCUCGGUAUAACUUCUCUAAUAUGUCUAGGAGCUCCUACCGUUCAUGAAAAAAUUGUUUGUGAAGUAUCAGAAAUCAACAGCACAUUGUUAGAUAUUGAUCACAGACACAUACAAUUUUACGAGUGCAACAGAUUUCGAUGGUUUAACAUGUUCAAUUGUCACGUACUUGAAGAGUGUGAUACUGAAAUUGUUUUAGAAGACUUACUGAGUCAAACAGAAUCCAUGGCAUUACUCCUCGAUCCGCCAUUUGGUGGUAGACUCGAACCGAUAGCUUAUACUUUAAAAAAAUUUGACGAAAUUAGGAAAAAAAACAACAAAAACAUAUUAUCGAAAUUUUUAAUAUUACCUUAUUUUAUGGAACGUCAUGUCAUAAAUUGUUUACCUGAAAUGACCAUGUUGGACUAUAAAGUGGAUUAUGUUAAUCAUAAAAAAUUUAAUGAUUCGGGAAGAAAUAAAGGGUCGCCAAUUAGACUUUUUACUAAUGUCAAUCAGGCUAAGGUAGCAUUACCUGUUGAAGAAAAUUACAAGUUUUGUGAAGAAUGCGACCGAUGGGUUUGUUCAGAAAAUUUUCAUUGUUACCAAUGUGGCGGUUGUAUGUCCAAGAACGGUCGCAAAUACAUUCACUGUAAUCUAUGUAAAAAAUGUGUCAAAAAAACAUGGAAACAUUGUAAAGGUUGUCGGAAAUGUUGUCUACCAGAUCACAGAUGCACAAAUUCGAUUAUUAAGAGAAGUUCAGUGAAUUCCAACGCUAAGAAAGGACAGAAGAAGCAAAAAAAGAAUUAAAAAUUGUAACCAAAAAAUUAAAAGCAAAUAAAAUGAAGUAAAAAUUAUAUGGACUAGAUAAAAUUUGAAAACUUUUUAUGUGACUUUUCUAUUGAAUGAAACGUUGCUCUUUCCGAAUGAU
Adelges cooleyi (spruce gall adelgid) is the source of this 1542-nucleotide messenger RNA. RefSeq names its product rRNA N6-adenosine-methyltransferase ZCCHC4. Gene Ontology annotation, molecular function: zinc ion binding; rRNA (adenine-N6-)-methyltransferase activity. Bases 144 to 1421 code for a protein of 425 amino acids. NCBI's taxonomy places the organism in Eukaryota, Metazoa, Arthropoda, Insecta, Hemiptera, Adelgidae. Gene Ontology annotation, cellular component: nucleolus; cytoplasm. The record is from RefSeq and is a predicted model, not a curated record. Gene Ontology annotation, biological process: rRNA methylation. The transcript is spliced from 9 exons.